ACAGUUAUUUUAUUUCCAUUAACUAAACAAGAGCCAUAUGUCCUUAGAACCGAUAACCAUGAUUUACAUGGUUUCUGUAAUAACUGUGAAUUUGGCGUAGAAGGGUAUUCACAACAACUAGCAUUGCACAAUAUUCUCCAAUGCCAUUGAUCAUCUGAGUUUCCAUUCCAUGCUUUCGGAGUCAGCAUUAAUUUAGAAAAUAUAAAAUAGGCUCCCAUUCAUUUGUCAUACAUCUGUAGCCUACUCAGUGGAGACAAAACCAACAUAAUUACGUCUGGACGUCCCUCCCUGCCAACACAAGUAGUACAUCUGUGCAAAACAAAAGGAGAGCACCAAUAGACAUCUCUACUUUGAUCGAUGAACAGGCUUAGUCCUACAUCAUCGCUGGAGUAAAAACAUGCCGCACGGACAUAUUGGAAUCUUCUGACAUUGAACUGAAUUGAAGUAUUCAAUAAACCAGGACGAAUAUCCAGCUGAUGGAACUGCACAAGGAGUAAAUCAAGUCAACCAUCAGUACAUCUGCAGACAUCGAUACACAUGUCUGUAGGAAAGAAAGACUUCAAUUUCAUAGGCUACUGAGAAAUAACUUAUGAAGUGAAUCCACUACCUGAACACAUGAUUAAGAAACAGUUUGGAUCAAGUGACGUUUUUAUCUUCAUUUUGGAGUUUAUCAUUAGAACCCCAAACUGAUAAACUCUUUUGUGUGUAAUCUAUUGUAAUCCAAUUUUUUACACGUUAUUUCAAUCUAUUUUAGGUAAUCUAUUUUCUAAAAUAUAUUGGGUGAUUUUUAAUCAAUACAAUUUUUAUCUUUAAUCUGAACUGCUAUACAUUUACAAAUGACACCAUGGCAAAACUCGUCAUUUUGAUAAGUUUACUCGUCAUUAUUCAUGUGUAUGAAGCCAAAGGAAUAUCCUUAAUGCAAGGUCAAGAAGCCAACUUGAUUUUCCAAUAUCCUUGUGAUAGUUCAGAAGUUACAUUACAACAAUCUAACAGACGACCAUUUUAUAGUUCAAUAGAUGGGUCGUCUCUGUCUUUGCCUGCAAAUCAGGCUCAGAGAUUUGAGGUUAAGAAACUGAUUAUCAAUGCGAGCUGCUCUCUCGAUCUUACCAUAAAGGAUCUAAUGAGAGAUGAUCAAGGAACAUACAUUUUGUUUGUUUACAAGGAUAGGGAAAUACUCGGUGAUCAUACACAUAGAAUUUACCUGAAAGUACAUUAUCCUCCUGAGAAAGCACUUUGUGUUGUGGGGGAAGAUUAUGGUAGAGGAUGGGUAGAGGUAGACUGUACAGCCGAUGCUGGAAGUCUAUCAGGGAAGAUUGAAUGCUAUCAAAAUGGUUUAUGGAUGCCUCACUUAACAGACCCUGUUGUGAGAGGUUCUUUAUUGAAACAGACUAUUCUCAUCAGGAAAUCACAGCCAGCGCUUUGUUGCUCUUCUGCUUUUAAUGUAUAUAAAUCAAGAUGUGAAUGUAAUGAUACUGUCUUGUUUCAAAAUGAAUAUCAUGGAAAAGAUCCCUGUUCGAACAUACCAAUCACAACACAAAUAUCAACAGAUCAUACAGACAUGGUAACGUUUAUAACAUCUAUGAACUUUACAGACUACCACUUAUCAACAUCCACUUAUCCAAAAAAAAUGUUCAAAGUUAAAACAGUAAUCAUAGUUUGUGCUCUUACAACAGCUGUGGUGUUCAUAUCAUUAAUAUUCACAAUUAUCCGUGGUACCUACAUGGAACAGAAGAACCGGAAUAGUAAUGUUGCAUCAGAGCAUCCAUCUGCGUUAACAGAUGUUUAUACUGACGCUGAAGAAUGUAUUGAACUGAAUCCGAAACAGGAUAUACCCCGUUGCAGCAAGGACCUCAAGAAAUUUGCAGACAUCCAUGAUAAAACAUUUUAUAAACAAAAAGUUGAAUAUAUUGUCAGGACGAUAUGA
Molecule: messenger RNA, 1924 nt
Organism: Lytechinus pictus (painted urchin)
Lineage: Eukaryota; Metazoa; Echinodermata; Echinoidea; Temnopleuroida; Toxopneustidae
Exons: 2
Coding region: 845-1924 (359 amino acids)
Source: RefSeq, a predicted model, not a curated record